AUGAGAUUGCAUUUAAAAAAAACUAUAGUAUUGGUAACUAUUUGUUUGGUCCUAAUAUUAUGGAAGAAAAAGCCAGUAUAUUCCAAGAUCAUCAAAGUGAGUGCUAAAGAUCAUUGCUCCCUAUUAAAUAUCAAACAAUUUGAUCCAUUAAUUUAUAAGAGAAAGAAAUGGAUAAAAGAUAAAACAAGAGAAGCAAGGAGGUUACAUAAACAUGAUGGUUAUGAUUAUAUUACUGAAGUUAAUAAUGAAUUUAAUAAACUAAGAAAAGAGCAAGCUGAAAUUGAAAAACUGUUGAUUGAAAAUUUAUGUCGAUUGAAAAAUUGUGUUACAACUGAAACUGGUGAAGGUAGAGGUAUUGUUAUACUUGUAGAAAAUGUGGAAAAUGUGAAAAAUGUUUUACGAUUGGUUAAAGUUUUAAAUACAGGUUUACCUAUUGAGUUUAUUGUUAAAUCUGAAAUUGAAGGUUUAAAACAAUAUGGGAAAGUAAUUAAAACUGAUGGUUCAUUACUUCUGGCAGCUAUAUAUAAUACAUUUGAUGAGUUCUUGAUAGUUUCUGAGCAUGUACUUCCUUUUGAAAUUGAACAAGUUUUUGAAUUUGAUAGAUUUAAAGAAACUGGUGUUUAUUUAUUUAAAAGUCCAACAAUUUUAAGUAAUAGAGUUACAAAGUUUAAACCAGGUUUUCAUGAAAGUGCCAGUUUAAUAAAGAAGUUGGUAUCAGGUAAAGGUUAUACCAGUAGAUUUUUUGAUUUACAGUUUCUGAAUAUUAUGGAUCAACAUUUAAUAGCAAUGAAGAAAAGCAAAGUAGUACCUGGGUUGAAAAUUGCAGAAUAUAUGAGUAAUCAAGAUUUAAUAAAGCUAAGAGUAUCUGGGUCUGAUUUGAUUUGGCUUGGUUUAGAAAUUUCUGGUAUUAAAGUUCCAUUUAAUUAUAAUCACGCUGUUGCUACUGGUAUUUACAUUGAUGGAGAAAUAUGUUCAAGUUCUCAUGGUCAAGUAUCUGAUAAUGAUGAUGUUACUUUAUUAUAUGUCACUACAUAUCAAUUAGAAAAUUCAUUCAAUUCGAAAUUUAGAUUUCUUUUAGAAAGGUAUAAAAUUAAAAAGACUGCACAUGUUAGUAUAUUUGAUAAAGCAACAAGUAUAGAUAGAAUAGAUACAUCUGUAUAUUCAAAGGUUAUUAAAAAUCCUUUGGUUAUUGAAAAUUUAAUUAAACCUCCAAUAUUAUCAAGAAAAGUUUAUGUACAUAGUUUUGAUGAACCUGAUGAAGCAUGGAUGUUACAAAAGAACAAUUUUAACAUAUUUCCUUAUUAUUGUGUUUAUGAAUCAAUUGGGGAUCCAUUGAAAGAAGGUAGUAGAGGUUUAACUGUUAAUGUCGAUGAAGAAUUGCAAAAGAGAUAUGAACAAAUUGUAAAUAAAUGGCUAGAGUAA
This is a messenger RNA of Insectozyma verbasci, 1422 nucleotides long. The record is from the annotation of a GenBank genome assembly. NCBI's taxonomy places the organism in Eukaryota, Fungi, Ascomycota, Pichiomycetes, Serinales, Debaryomycetaceae.